This is a messenger RNA of Lachnellula hyalina, 1308 nucleotides long. RefSeq lists its product as uncharacterized. Lineage: Eukaryota; Fungi; Ascomycota; Leotiomycetes; Helotiales; Lachnaceae. The transcript has a single exon. Bases 1 to 1308 code for a protein of 435 amino acids. The record is from RefSeq and is a predicted model, not a curated record.
AUGGCACCCCUCCUCGAAGACCCUCGAUUCCGCCAAACCUGGAAUCAAUUCUCGCAGAAUGCAGAGCAUGCCACCGAGUCUGCGGCCGCUGGCAUCUGGACCUUCCAGCACCGCUAUCUAAACCCAUGUCUCUCCUCCGUCUCCUCCUCGUUCACACACUGCACCGGCCAUUGUUUCCCCGAUCGAUCAGCGCGCGGUCGGACGCGCGGGCGCGCGGAACUUAGUUUUGAUUUCUACGAUGAUUGGGAUCAGGAGAAUAAUGGUGGGGAGAGGCAGGGAUUGCUUGGGGGAUGGGGGAAUGAUGAGUUAGAUCGCCUGUUGUCGGGGACUGGGCCGGGGGAUCAGCCGCGCAGGAAGAGGGGGAUGAGUUAUGGGACUGGUGGUGCUGGUGGGAGUGGGAGGCCGAGGAGGAGGAAGAGUCAGGAUUUAAGGGAUGACCCGACGGUUAUUCCUAGUACGAGCGCAUUGGGGUUCUUGGGAAGAUUGCCGUUUAAAUUGGGAGGCACACUAAGGUAUAAACCCAGUGCAGCGGAUUUGCAGGAGCAUCCGGGGGCAAGGAGUGAGGAUUUUAGGGCGGUGGGUGAGGAUGGGGAGGAUGAAGGCGAGCCUCUAAUCACGGAUGAGGAUGAUGAGGGGAAGGGGCAUCAGAGACAACGAAGCUCUACUGCUAGUUCGGAGGAGACGUUGGAUUCAUUUCGCUCGAGGGGGGAUUUAUUCCCGAGUGAUGGGGAAGACGAUGCGGUGCCAUUACCUGACGAAUUCGCCAUGGUCCUCGAGAGGAGGACAACCAUAUCGAAUAUGGAUGAUAGGAGUAGUGGGAAAACAAGGAGCAGUAAAGGAAAGAGACCGGCUGGAUCAAGGACCACUUCGCGAACAUUAUCUAGGACAGCAGCUUCCUCUCAAUCCAGGCCAUCAUUAGACGGCCAGCAUACGAGUUCAGGACCACAAACCCCGGGUCUACCGUCUCCAGAUGUAAAGAUACCGUCGUUAACGGACUUGCAACAAGAAGACGAGAGACUUCGAUUAGAAGAAGACGCAGAAGUAGAAAGGAAGCGAGAAGCUGCUGCAAAGUUGGCUGCGGAACGUGGGCUGAGAAAGGAUGAUGUCAUCGAGGCUAUGGCGGAGAGCAAGACUGAUGCAUCUGUGGUGGAAGCCAUACCUGCACCAGAAGAUAUAGAUAUCAAAGAAGCGCAAGCGAGUGAUGAAGUGUCGGCUAAAUCACGGGAGAAGGAACCAAUGAGCGAAUCUCCACCGAAAGAACCCCGGGAUCAGGAAUUCGUGCCUGCUAGGUUGCCGAACUUUGGGUGA